Cephus cinctus (wheat stem sawfly) is the source of this 1451-nucleotide messenger RNA. RefSeq names its product N-acetylglucosamine-6-phosphate deacetylase. Bases 176 to 1402 code for a protein of 408 amino acids. Gene Ontology annotation, molecular function: N-acetylglucosamine-6-phosphate deacetylase activity. The record is from RefSeq and is a predicted model, not a curated record. NCBI's taxonomy places the organism in Eukaryota, Metazoa, Arthropoda, Insecta, Hymenoptera, Cephidae. The transcript is spliced from 7 exons. Gene Ontology annotation, biological process: N-acetylglucosamine catabolic process.
AAGAUAAGGAGUUCAUUGGCACCAGUUAGGAGUCCCUUGAGUUGCCCAUUGUUUAUUGCAAUUGUCAGUGGUUGGUUAGUGAGCUGUAGUUUAAAGUAAUGUAUAGUUUGUCAAAAAUAGUAUCGUUGUUGUAAACUAUUAUUAGCAUAAAAGACAUUUUUAAUUAAAAGAAAAAAUGCCUGAACCCGAGAGCAGUUUUUUAAGACAGUUUUACAACUGUAGUAUAUUGCGGCAUGGAAAAAUAUUAAAAGAAGACUUAUGGGUUCGUAACGGUCUUAUCGUCGAUCCUGAAAAAAUUUUUUACGAUGAGAAAAUAAUGCCUGACGAAAGGAUCAACUGUCACGAUGCAUUAAUAUCACCUGGAUUCAUAGACUUACAGAUUAAUGGUGGAUUUGGGGUUGAUUUCUCUAAUGAUAUUGACACUGUCGAGGAAGGUGUUAAUAAGGUCGCCAAGAAAUUACUUACUUAUGGUGUUACAUCGUUCUGUCCAACUUUGGUAACAUCUCCACCAGAAACUUAUAGAAAGGUAUUACCAAAAAUUAAAAAACGUAACGGAGGAAGUCAUGGUGCAACAGUUUUGGGGGUACACGUUGAAGGUCCAUUCAUAAGUAUCACUAAGAAAGGAGCUCAUCCAGAGGAGUACAUUAGAAAUUUUGAAAAUGGAUUCAGAUCACUCACAGAUAUGUACUCGAGCUUGGAAAACAUUUGCUAUGUAACUCUUGCGCCUGAAAUUCCAAAUGCAUUAUCAGUUAUAUCCGAACUAUGCAAAAAAGACAUUAAGAUAUCUGUGGGUCACUCGGUUGCAAAUUUAAGUGAUGGUGAGGAAGCUGUUAAACAUGGAGCCACCUUCAUUACCCAUCUGUUCAAUGCAAUGCUUCCGUUUCAUCACAGAGAUCCUGGCUUAGUUGGAUUAUUAACAUCUAAAAGAAUACCAACAGAGAAAAUAAUCUAUUAUGGCAUCAUUGCUGAUGGUAUUCAUACACAUCCAGCAGCAUUGCGAAUAGCUCAUCGAACACAUCCUGAAGGUUUGGUUCUGGUGACAGACGCUAUAGCUGCUUUAGGUCUUAAAGAAGGUGUUUAUCGACUAGGCCAAUAUGAUAUUGAAGUACGUGAUGAACGAGCCUACAUUGCAGGAACAGAAACACUAUGCGGUAGCACAGCAGAAAUGUCGCAUUGUGUAAGAUUCUUCAGAGAAGCAACCGGAUGUUCAAUAGUUGAGGCUUUGGAAGCUGCUACACUGCAUCCCGCGAGAGCAUUAGAAAUAGAUUCUCGUAAGGGAGUCUUGAAUUUCAAUGCAGAAGCGGAUUUCGUGAUGCUUGAUGAGGCACUGGGGGUACUGUCCACGUGGAUCGCCGGCAAGUGCGUUUAUACGAAAAAUAACAAUUAUGUAAUAGAAUUGUAAUUGCUCAGUGGUUAAAAAUGCAUUCGAGACUUUCCGAGGAUUUUUUUAC